This is a messenger RNA of Nelumbo nucifera (sacred lotus), 761 nucleotides long. The record is from RefSeq and is a predicted model, not a curated record. Lineage: Eukaryota; Viridiplantae; Streptophyta; Magnoliopsida; Proteales; Nelumbonaceae.
CUGGCUUUAAUUUACUACUCCCAAUUCCAUUUGCUACUUCAUUAUUCAUCUUUAUUCUCUCUCUCUCUCUCUCAGUGUUUUCUGCAAAGCCUAACAAGGAAGGGAUAGGAGUGGAGUCAUGGCCAGGUCAUUAGGAGUAGUUAAUAAGCGAGCCAGCCUUGUUCUCGUUCUCGGGUUCAUGGUGAUCGCUGCUGCACCGAAUGAGGUGGCUGCCAUAUCAUGUGGUCAGGUAGUUAGCAAUCUUAGUCCAUGCAUCGUUUACCUGCGCACGGGCGGGCCGCUGCCACCCAAAUGCUGCAGUGGCGUGAGGACGCUUAGCAGAGCAGCUAGAACCACGGCGGACCGCCAGACCACAUGUAUCUGCUUGAAGUCUUCCGCCGCUGGUGUCCCUGGAAUCAAACCGGCUCUCGCCUCCUCACUCGCUGACAAAUGUGGCGUCAAUCUCCCUUACAAGAUCAGCCCCAGUACCGACUGCUCAAGGGUGAAGUGAAGUGGAUGAGUAAAAUUGAUGAAGCAGCGUUUUACAAUUAAUGUAGAAUUUAAGAUUACAAGAAGGUUGAGAGGAAAGAUCGAGUUGCUCAUCUGACUGAUCUCAGCGCCUGUGCCAGUGUGUAGUGUCUGCUGUAUUGUUUUUACUUGAAUGGUAUCAUGCUUGUUUGAUGUUGAAAUUAAAUAUCCUAUGUAAUAAAUUAUAUAUAUAUGUAUGUAUAUAUUUAUUUAGAAUUAUAUAUGCACCUCUCUGCAUAUGUGGUACGUUUUAA